AUGGGCUUUUUUGAUCUUCCGAACGACUUGAUUCUACUCCUGACCGCCCACCUUGAACAUACGGAUGAGAUUAACGCCCUAUGCUGCACCAACCGGUGGCUGCAUGAAUUAUUGAACCCUGUUCUAUACAAGUGUAGCACCACCAGUCGGAACGGGGGCUACACACUUGAAUGGGCUGCCAGAAGCGGAGAAUUGUCGACCGCUCGACUCAUCCUGCUAGCCGGUGUGCCACCAAACGCCUGUGGAGGCGAGCAAUGGCAACCUCUCGCUUUAGCCGCUAUUCACGGGCACAUAGAAAUAAUCAGACUGCUACUUGAUCACGGCGUCGAUCCAUGCUCCAUCAACAACAAUUGGACCAACCAGAAUUGGAAGCGACCCCAAUUCCACCCUGGUCAAAGUGCCGAGGAAGAACAUUUCAAAAAAGGCUUCCAGAAAGAAGGACACCCACUAUCUCUAGCAGCGUCCGCGGGCCAAUUAUCCGUCAUCAAAUUACUUCUUCAAUAUGGUGUGCCUCCAGACCUUCGCUCAAUUGGUGACGAGAAGCACAUAGCUCUCCAUCUCGCUGCCAGGAAGGGCCAUAUCGAUAUUGUCCGCAUCUUAGCCGACGUAGGAAGCUCGAUCGAUGCACUGACAGGGAGUGGCUUCACACCUCUCGCACUUGCAGCAAAUAAAGGUUAUCUUGAUAUUGUUCGGUUUCUGCUCGAACACGGAGCAGAUCCUAAUAUUCCUAGCUCAAACGGGAGCACAUUGCUCAGCCAAGCUUCUAUUUCUGGGAAUAUCAGCAUUGUGCGAUGUCUAUUGGACCACGGGGCGACUCUCACCCCAUCCUAUCCAAAUACCCAGGAACCAAUCUACCCGGUAUGCUAUGCAGCGGAGAGAGGAUAUGAUGAGAUUGUCGAUCUUCUCCUCAGCAAAUAUGACUACAUUCAAUCAUCUACUAAGGCCUAUCAACGGGUCAUUUUGCUUUGUGUUGCCGCAAUGACUGGCCGCACCGCCCUUCUCACUGAUCUCCUACAACAACAUCACUACGAUCCCAAUGUCGGCCUAGAUCCCCGUCUACAACAGGCUGUCUUUUGUUCCUACUCCACUCCAGCUUUCCCUCACAGACGCCCACAAGCAGCCAUCUCCUGGGCUGCGGCAUAUAAUCAAGUCGCAGCAAUCGAAAUCCUAAUAUCCAAUGGUGCAAGCAUCACCCCGCCAAACGGAGACUUUCCUCUCAUCUGCGCAAUACAAAGAGGUCACAAAGAUGCUAUUAGGACGCUUCUUGCCCACGGCGUAAACCCUAACGAUCCUCCCGGCGAAGCCCUCAACCAAGCUGUCCCCAAUCCGGAUAUUUUCUUCCUGCUCCUCUCCUAUAAUGCAGACCCGACCAAUUCACUCCCAAACAUCAGAAUGCCCUGGAACAUUGUCCUUUCCGGUCAAGUGGAUACCCUCCGUAUCCUUCUAGACCAUCCUAAAGGCCCCGGAGUAGUCGCCAACCCAAUAUCGGAGUCAAGUUGUCCCGAAGGAAGCUUGACACCACUCUUCCAGCGUGCACUCCGCGGCGGCGAGCAGAUCUUCCGUGUCCUCCUUGACCGAGGCUUACUAGUCAAACCAAAAGAACCAUCCGGCUCGAGCGCUAGGUCUGCUCUCACCGAAGCGAUACGCGGCGGGACCUCAUUUGCACGUCUACUUCUUGAUAUGGGAUUUGAUGCUACUGCAGAUAAGAUGGGCUUUGUCUACCACUGCGCGAGCAACCACAAAGAUCCUGAUUGUUUGCUCGACCUAUUCUUGCAGAAUGGGUGUAGCAUUGAUGAUAUGGAUGCGAGGGGCCGCACCGCCUUUUUUGCUGCUGCACAAGUAGGGAAUGUUGUUUGCUGGGGUGAGACGCCAUUAUCCGUGGCGGCAAAGGGGAACCAUUUCGACGCCGUCAAGGUGAUUUUGCAGGCAUUUGAUGAGCUAGAUUUGCUUUUGGAUGAAGUUGAAGGGAUGUUAAAUAAAGCAGAGUAUGCAUUAAAGGCUAGCCAGGCGGAUAUUCUCAAGGCGCUUCGUCGGUUUCGUUGCCGUCGCUUGUAUCCAGUGCGUGCUUAA
Molecule: messenger RNA, 2070 nt
Organism: Penicillium canescens
Lineage: Eukaryota; Fungi; Ascomycota; Eurotiomycetes; Eurotiales; Aspergillaceae
Exons: 2
Coding region: 1-2070 (689 amino acids)
Molecular function (GO): protein binding
Source: RefSeq, a predicted model, not a curated record